This is a messenger RNA of Maudiozyma saulgeensis, 1119 nucleotides long. The record is from the annotation of a GenBank genome assembly. NCBI's taxonomy places the organism in Eukaryota, Fungi, Ascomycota, Saccharomycetes, Saccharomycetales, Saccharomycetaceae.
AUGUCUUAUGCUGGAAAAUUGGUGCUUGCACCUAUGGUUAGGGCAGGUGAAUUACCAACAAGAUUAUUAGCGUUACAACAUGGUGCUGAUUUAGUUUGGUCACCUGAAAUUGUUGACGUUAAAUUAAUUCAAACAAAAAGAUUAAUUAAUGAAAAAUUAAAUACAAUAGAUUUUAUUACUACAUCAAAUAAUAAUAAUAAUAAUAGAGAUUCAACUAAUACAGUUGUAUUUCGUACUUUACCAAGUAAAGAAUCUGGUAAAUUAAUAUUUCAAAUUGGUUCAAAUAAUCCAGAUCGUGCAGUGCAAGCAGCUUUAAAAGUUGUUAAUGAUGUCGAUGGUAUUGAUUUAAAUUGUGGUUGUCCAAAACAUUUCUCCAUUCAUUCAGGUAUGGGUGCUGCAUUAUUAUCAACACCUGAUUUAUUAUGUAGUAUUUUAAAGAGUUUAGUUAAUGAGGUUGGUAAACCAAAUAAUAAACCAAUUAGUUGCAAGAUUAGAAUCCUUGAUAAUUUACAAAAUACAUUAACUUUAGUGGAAAAAAUUUGUUCAACUGGUAUAACUAAUUUAACUGUACAUUGUCGUACAAGAGAAAUGAGAAAUAGGGAUGCUCCAAGAUGGGAAUAUUUAAAAGAUAUUGAAAUUAUUUGUCAAAAGGCAGGUGUUUCAUUAAUAAUGAAUGGGAAACUUAAAGAUAAGGCACAUUUUAUUAAUACGAGAAAAGCACUUGGACUACCUGAAACUGUUGGUGGAAUGAUUGCAGAUAAUGCAGAAUCAAAUCCAUCUGUAUUUAAUGAUUCACCAUUAAGUUGGCCACUUGUAGUUAAUGAAUAUUAUCAAAUUGCAAUUAAGAUGGAAAAUCAUUUUGGUAAUACAAAGUAUAUGUUGAGUAGAAUUAUUCCAGGUAAACAAAAAAUGUAUCAAUAUGUGACACGUUGUAAAAAUUAUGAUGAAUUAAAUUAUUUAUUAUUACAAAUGGAUAAUAUUACAGGUGAAUGUAAAAGUAACGAUCCUUUAAAAAAUAUUGAAUCAAUGAGAUUGGAUCAAAAACAGCAACAACAAACAGAUAAAAAAAGAUCAUUAGAAUCGGAUACAGAUUCUAAUAGUAACAAGAAGCAAAAAUAA